Molecule: messenger RNA, 5565 nt
Organism: Pangasianodon hypophthalmus (striped catfish)
Lineage: Eukaryota; Metazoa; Chordata; Actinopteri; Siluriformes; Pangasiidae
Product: mitogen-activated protein kinase kinase kinase kinase 4
Exons: 32
Coding region: 448-4845 (1465 amino acids)
Biological process (GO): protein phosphorylation
Molecular function (GO): protein kinase activity; ATP binding
Source: RefSeq, a predicted model, not a curated record
AUUACCCAGCACGCACGUGCGCGCGGCUCAGAGCGCGAGCGCUCAGCUCAUCACUAGAUCCUUUGGAGUGAAAUCAUUGUUUUUCAGUGAUAGCUGAACAUUUUUUUUCCCACCUAGGUUUAACCUGUGAUUCUUUUGUGAGUAAUUCUUGCAGUUCCCGGUCGCGUUGUCUUUGACUAAGCCCUGCCCUUCCCUCAGUGUGAAUCAGCGGACCGGCUUCCUGUGUUUGUGUGUGUGUGUGUUUUUCAUGCACAAUUGCUCUGCCACCUCAACAUGGAGUAAAACCGUGCGUGUGUUUCACCUUAACGGCUCCGGAGUCAGCCGUUUGCUUUCUCGUGGCAGUAUAUAUAAUUUUUUUAAAUUAGAAAAACCCGACUGCAGAUGUACAAGUGCAGUCCCAGGAUUGCUUGAGACUGAAGACGAGACAUUGUAUUUAUUAUUGAGAAGAUGGCGAACGACUCUCCGGCUAAAAGUCUAGUCGAUAUAGACCUGUCGUCACUACGGGAUCCUGCUGGGAUUUUUGAAUUAGUGGAAGUGGUCGGAAAUGGCACAUAUGGACAAGUAUACAAGGGCCGACAUGUCAAAACAGGACAGCUGGCGGCCAUCAAGGUUAUGGACGUCACAGAGGAUGAAGAGGAAGAGAUUAAACUUGAGAUCAACAUGCUAAAGAAAUAUUCGCAUCACAGAAACAUUGCCACAUACUAUGGAGCAUUCAUUAAGAAGAGUCCCCCAGGACACGAUGACCAGCUGUGGCUUGUGAUGGAAUUCUGUGGAGCUGGCUCAAUCACAGACCUGGUGAAGAACACAAAGAACGGCCUGAAGGAAGACUGGAUUGCCUACAUUUCACGAGAGAUACUCAGAGGUCUGGCCCAUUUGCACGCACACCACGUCAUCCACCGUGACAUCAAAGGCCAAAACGUCCUGCUAACUGAGAACGCCGAGGUCAAACUAGUUGACUUUGGCGUGAGUGCCCAGUUGGACCGGACAGUCGGCAGGAGGAACACUUUCAUCGGCACGCCUUACUGGAUGGCACCCGAGGUCAUUGCCUGUGAUGAGAACCCUGAUGCUACCUACGACUACAGAAGCGACCUGUGGUCAUGUGGAAUCACUGCUAUUGAAAUGGCCGAGGGAGCUCCCCCACUUUGUGACAUGCACCCAAUGCGAGCUCUUUUCCUCAUCCCAAGAAAUCCACCUCCUCGGCUCAAGUCCAAAAAAUGGUCCAAGAAGUUUAUCAACUUUAUCGAGAACUGUUUGGUGAAGAAUUACACUCAGAGGCCGCCCACUGAUCAGCUCCUGAAACACCCGUUCAUCAGAGACCAGCCGAACGAGAGGCAGGUUCGCAUCCAGCUCAAGGACCACAUCGACCACACACGCAAGAAGAGGGGGGAGAAAGAUGAGACAGAGUAUGAUUGGAGUCUAAGUGAAGAAGAAGAGGAUGAGGCUCCAGAGCAGGAAGGAGAACCCAGCUCUAUAGUGAACGUACCUGGCGAGUCGACGCUGCGGCGAGACUUCAUCCGGCUGCAGCAGGAAAACAAGGAGCGCUCGGAGGCCCUGAAGAGACAGCAGCUCCUUCAAGAACAGCAGCUCCGCGAGCAGGAGGAGUACAAGCGGCAACUGCUGGCUGAGCGCCAGAAACGCAUAGAGCAGCAGAAGGAGCAAAGGAGACGUCUGGAGGAGCAACAACGGCGUGAGCGAGAGUUGAGAAGGCAGCAGGAGCGUGAGCAGAGGCGGCGGGAGCAGGAGGAGAAAAGGAGAAUAGAGGAGAUGGAGCGCCGGCGCAAAGAGGAGGAUGAGCGCAGGAGGGCAGAGGAGGAGAAAAGACGAAACGAUCGUGAACAGGAAUAUAUCCGCCGUCAGCUGGAAGAGGAGCAGAGGCAUCUAGAGAUCCUUCAGCAGCAGCUGCUUCACGAGCAGGCCAUGUUACUGGAGUUCAAAUGGCGGGAGCUGGAGGAGCAGCGGAAGGCGGAGCGGCUGCAGCGGCAGCUCCAGCAGGAGCAGGCCUACCUGCUCUCCCUGCAGCACGGGCCCAAACAGCGCACUUCCUCCCUCACAGCCCAGCCCGACUGGGCAAAACUACCCCAAGCACGCCCCUUAGACGCCCCUGAUCCCCCAGUUAACUCUAACGCAGAUGAGGGCACGCCAAAUGCUGACCUUCCACAUCAGACUGACAGUGACCAAAGUGUAAAUCCUGAUGCAGAGCAGAAUAAACAUGUAGAUGGGAAAGAAGCCCUUACUGAUGAGUGCAGGGAACAGACUGAAAGUGUGUCAGUGGACUCCAGCCCUUUAGUCACACAGCCAGUGGGUGAGACAGACAGGACUGACGACCCCCCCGUCCAGUCAACUCCAACCAGUGGCCCGGUGUCUGAAGCCCAGCCAGUCGGAGAGGCUGAUGAAAGAUACCGUAAGAACCAUCAGGGCUCGCCUCAGACAGCUCCACCCAAGCAGCCGCCAGUUCCUCCUCGUUCAUCUGAGCCCUAUUCUAACGGGAACUCCUCAUCCGAGUCCUCAAGCAUGCACAAGCCCAUGGAACCACAGGUUCAGUGGUCUCACCUGGCCGCUCUAAAGAACAACACAUCCGCUCCCCCAGUGUCCCGUUCCCAUUCGUUCAGCGAUCCAGUUCCCAGUUUUGCACAUCUCCAUCUGCGCUCUCAGGAGCCACACCACCCAGCGCACCCUUCGCACCCUGCACGCUCUGAGCAUCCUCACCCUCUGACCCAUUCGCAGUCUCGGAGCCACGAGACACCUGAUACUUCUCUGAAUGACGAGGUUCCACCAAAGGUCCCUGUGAGGACGACGUCCAGAUCACCUGUACUGUCUCGCAGAGACUCCCCACUUCAGAACAACCAGCAAAGCAGCCAACCUGGACAGAGGAAUGCUGGAAGUAAUGUGGAGCCGCGUCUGCUGUGGGAUCGGGUGGAGAAGCUGGCUAGACCAGGCAGUGGAAGCUCCUCUGGCUCCAGUAACUCCAGCUCACAGACUAGCUCUCAGAGUUCAGGGGAGAAGUUCAGAGUUCGCUCAUCUUCAAAGUCUGAGGGCUCGCCACAUCAGCGCCAAGAAAAUGCUGGCAAAAAAUCGGAGGAGAAGAAGGACUUUGUCAGACCAACCAGGCCCUCUGAUCUCACUCUACUGGCCAAUGAGGUGCGUGCAAUUGAAGAGACACGUCCUCCUCACAAGGUGACGGACUACUCCUCAUCUAGUGAGGACUCCGAUUCAGAAGAGGAUGAUGAGGUGGAACAGGAGCUGGGCAACGAGUCUACAUCUGGCACAGAGGAUUCAAGGGCAAGCUCCUCGAAAGUUAGCAAUGGUGAGACGGAGUCAGUGAAGACCAUGAUUGUUCACGAUGAAGCAGAAAGCGACACGGCCAUCACACCCUCUAAAGACGGCACUUUAAUUGUCAGACAGAGUGUAGCAGAGAAAAUCCGAUUGGUUCCCGGGCCUGGUUCGGGUCCUGGCCCUGGUCAAGGUCCUGCUCUGGGCCACCAGGAGCGAAAUGGUUUCGCAGGCCGUAUUCACCUGCUGCCUGACCUCAUCCAACAGAGCCAUCACUCCCCCUCCCCCUCCAUCACCUCCUCCCCCUCCUCCAGUCACACCAGCCCCUCCAUGUCCCCCCAAUCUGCCUUGGAGAGGCUGCUUGCCAGCGAGACGCUCUCUGGCAGUAAUUCUCUUCAAAAACACAAGUCCUCGUCUUCCUUCACCCCCUUCAUUGACCCUCGCCUUCUACAAAUAUCGCCCUCUACCGGCAGCUCUCUCAACAACAUGGCAGUCAUCGGGAAUGACAGUCGGCUGCAUGAAGCAUUAAGGCCAGACCCCAUGCGUAAGGGCUCGGUGGUUAAUGUGAACCCAGUGAACACUCGGCCACAAAGCGACACGCCUGAGAUCCGCAAGUACAAGAAGAGAUUCAAUUCCGAGAUCCUGUGUGCUGCACUCUGGGGGGUGAACUUAUUGGUGGGGACAGAAAGUGGGCUUUUGCUUCUGGACCGCAGUGGGCAAGGUAAAGUUUACCCGCUCAUCAACCGGCGUCGUUUUCAGCAAAUGGAUGUUCUGGAGGGCCUUAAUGUCCUGGUCACAAUAUCAGGAAAAAAGAACAAGCUGCGAGUGUAUUAUCUGUCCUGGCUGAGGAACAAGAUCCUACACAAUGACCCAGAGGUGGAGAAGAAGCAGGGGUGGACUACAGUGGGAGAGCUGGAGGGCUGUGUACACUACAAAGUUGUUAAAUAUGAAAGAAUCAAGUUCUUGGUGCUCGCCUUGAAAAACUCUGUGGAGGUCUAUGCAUGGGCACCGAAGCCGUAUCAUAAAUUCAUGGCCUUUAAGUCAUUUGGAGACCUGGCGCACAAGCCCUUGCUAGUGGACCUGACAGUAGAGGAGGGUCAGAGGUUAAAGGUGAUAUACGGCUCCUGCUCUGGAUUUCACGCAGUCGAUGUGGAUUCAGGCGCUGUUUACGACAUCUAUUUGCCCACGCAUAUUCAGACCAGCAUUCAGUCGCACGCCAUCAUCAUCCUUCCCAACACAGAUGGCAUCGAGCUGUUGGUCUGCUAUGAGGACGAAGGCGUCUAUGUGAACACGUACGGGCGCAUCACCAAAGAUGUGGUGUUACAGUGGGGAGAGAUGCCCACCUCUGUUGCAUACAUCAGGUCUAAUCAGAUCAUGGGCUGGGGCGAGAAGGCCAUAGAGAUCCGCUCGGUUGAGACGGGCCAUCUGGAUGGUGUGUUCAUGCACAAAAGGGCACAGAGGCUUAAAUUCCUGUGUGAGAGAAAUGACAAGGUCUUCUUCGCUUCUGUACGUCCCGGCGGUGCGAGCCAGGUCUACUUCAUGACCCUGGGCCGCAGCAAUCUGCUGAGCUGGUAAAGCCUCUGACUUCAAAACGCACCAUUUGUGAAACCGCCGACAAGCCGGUGUUGAAAUAAAAUAAUCAGCCUUGAGCUGAAAUGUCUUCUUGGGUCCCGUGCUCCAUUAAAGCAGCAGCGCUCUUUCAAUAGCUGUGACCUGUGAAUGCAGAAACAUGAGCAGAUUUGUGGAAAGGAGUGACCGUGACCCCUGCAGCUGACACGACUACGGAGGCUGGAAGUCUAAAACGCUAUUCCUGGAGAUCUGUAACACUUUUAACAUUCAGGGGGUCCUCUUUUCAACACUUUGAGACAUGGAGGGAUCUAAGCGCAUGAACAGUUACUAAUACAGUUUACGUAAAUGUAUUUGUGCAGAACUCUGUGAAGGGAGCGUGCAUGUAGCCUCUCUCUCUCUCUUUCUCUCUCUCGCUCUCUCUCUCUCGCUCUCACACCACACUUGAGGGAAAGCAGGGGUGGGGCUUCAUAGCAGCAGGUGAUUGAAGGAGCUCUGCUUUUUUUCCUGUGAAUUUGUCAACUGCCAAAACAUCAGUCAUACUGUAUUAUUGUGGUAGUCCGGGUUACUUUGAGGGAUUAUUACUCCCCGGCGUUUUUAACAACAUUGACCUUAGUGUGUCGAGAUUUUACGCUGGUGAACUUGCAACAAUGUUUCGUAUACAGUACAUUGAGUGUUUUUAUUUUUUAAGCAUUGCACUUGAUAAAUAAAUUCUUAGUUUCCUUCUCA